Leptosomus discolor (cuckoo roller) is the source of this 1686-nucleotide messenger RNA. Lineage: Eukaryota; Metazoa; Chordata; Aves; Leptosomiformes; Leptosomidae. The record is from RefSeq and is a predicted model, not a curated record.
GAAGCUUCUAGAUCCUGCUUUAGCAACCUGCUCAAAGCCGUCCAUGUUUCUUAAUCUUGUCUAUAAAUCUCUGAAGGCAGAUGUAGUGUUACGGCGCGUGAAGGCCUUUGUGAAGAGGUUACUUCAAGUCACUUGUGGACAAAUGCCACCCUUCAUUUGUGGAACCCUGUACCUUUUGUCUGAGCUUCUGAGAGUAAAACCAGAGUUAAGGGUCCAGUUACAGGAUCGUGUGGAGUCAGAUGAUGAAGAAUGCUUUAAGGAUCAAGAAGAGGCUGAGGAAAAAUUUGUGGGUGCAGACAAAGAAGUAGAAGGUGAAGAGAGGAGCACAACGGAAAACUCUGCUAAAACAAAUGUUUCAAAUUCAGCAGCCUCUUGGGUGCAUCAUCUGAAUAUGGGAGGCAGGAAGAGUGGAGCUUUGUAUGAUCCUACGCACCGAAGUCCUUUAUACUGUGGUGCUGAAAGUACAAGCCUUUGGGAACUGAAGAAGCUUUCUGAACAUUUUCAUCCAUCUGUGGCCCUAUUUGCGAAAACAAUUCUAGAAGGAAAUCACAUUCAGUACUCCGGUGACCCUUUGCAGGAUUUCACAUUAAUGAGAUUCUUGGAUCGCUUUGUGUAUAGAAAUCCCAAGCUUAAUAAAGGCAAAGAAAACACCAGCAGCGUGGUAAUGCAGCCGAAGAAGAAGCGGUUUAUGAAAGAUACGCAGAAUCUUGCAGUCAACAGUAAGGAAUUCCGUGCCAAAGAUGAAAGCAAAAUCCCAGUGGAUGAAGUGUUUUUUCACAGAUUUUAUUCGAAGUUCGAUAAGAGGAGAGAGAAACAAAAGCGUCAGGAUGAUGAAGAAAGUGUGGAAGAUGUAGAUGAUGAUGAAUUUGAAAGAGCAUUGGAUGCAUUUGAAGCUGCUGAUAAUGCCAUUGAUGUUGGCCAGGAUGACCUUGAUUUUGCUGGUAAUAUAAAAAAGAAAAACAGAAGUGGUAAGAAAGGCCAAAGAAGUGAGGAAUCUGGUGCUGACUGGGUGGAUUCUGAUGAUGAAUUCAGUGAUCUGGAUGAUGAGGAAGUCUCCUUGGGAAGUAUGGAGGAAGACUUCGGAGACGAUAUGGAUCAAGAGGGAGGUGUAUUUAUGGAUGUGUCUGUUGAUGAUAAUGGCCUAGACCUGAACAGUGACGAGCAAUUGAAGUCUGUCAGUAAAAAGGGCAAGAGAAAGAAAGACACGGAUUUUGCGGGAUCACUUGAAGGAUCCAACCGAGGAAAGAAGAGAAAACUCAAAGAUGCCAGUAUACUGGCAUCUGCAGAAGAGUUUGGCUAUCUGCUGGAUGAAAAUUCUGGGUCAAAGUUUGACAAUAUCGGGAUGAAUGCCAUGGCUAACAGAGAUAAUGCAAAUGUCAAACAGAUCCAGUGGGAAAUAGAGCGUGACAAGUGGCUUCACAACAGGGAUGUGAAAAGCAUCAUCAGAAAGAAGAAACAGUUCAGGCACAGAGGGCUGAAAAACAAGUACAAAGGCAAGAAAUCAAAAAGAUGAACUGGACAUCUUAAUGUGGACACUUUUACAAUAAUUAUUCUCAAAUAAUUUUUUAAUUAAUCACACAUCUUACUUCAGUUCUUGCUGCUUAACCAUGUCACCUGGUCAUUCUCCCUUAUGCUGUGAAUUCCGGACCACUCAUUGGAUUUGUAAUACACUGAAAAACAGGAAAA